AUGAAAGAUCCAGAUUCACCGAAAUUGGAAUCUGUGGCAACAUCAGAAAAUGAUGCUAUAAUAUCGUAUACACCACCGGAAGGAAAAAAUUUGACUUUUUAUAUCAAAUAUUAUCCGGUUGAUCAUGUUGAACAUGCAAAUGUUAUUGAAACCAAAGCAACACUGGUCAAACUACAGGGUUUGAAAUCGAAUACAAAAUUUUCACUACAAAUGUUCACAAUGGAAAAUGGUAUUCUAUCAUUGGAUUCUGUGGAAACUUUCUUUCGGACGAAAGAGAAAGAAAUAAUUUAUACUAUUCGAACAUUACCAGAGCAUUUCACCUUACCAUUUGAACGUUUUACAACCACUGAAUACAUUACAUCUACUACUCCAUACACUCAACCUACCGACUGGCUAGAAACCUCAACAUUGGCAACGACAGUAUCAACUGAUAAAACCUCAUACUACACAGUACAAGUAUCAGAAACAUUUCCACAAACAUCUUUGAAAACAAGUUUAAUAAGUACAUUGUUUUCGCCAAGUGCUGGGCCAUCUUAUGAAACUGUGUUAACAACCAUUAAUCAAUCCACCGAGAGCAGUAGUACUACAGAAUCAACUUUGUUGGUAUCUUCACCACAAACACAAACAUCAUUUUUCACCGGAACAUCAACAGAGGAACGCUUAGCUACGGAAAUCUCUUCUUCUGCGGAGACCGAUUAUUUCGAACAAACGACUGUUGCACCGUAUUCAGCCAGCAGCAUUAGCAGUACUGUUGAACCAGAGCUGCCGGGGUCAACAGAAAAAACCGAAACGACGCACGGUCAUGAGUCUACAAUUGAUAUUUCACCAUUCCAUGAACCAUCUGCUGACAUAUACUUGAGUAAAGAAGGCAACAAUGUUCGUGUUGAAUGGGACUUACCCGAAGAUACAAUAUGUGACGCUUUUGUGCUUAAAUAUACGAUCCUUAGUUUGAGUACACCAAAAACGUACUCCGUUGGCACCGAUACUCAAUACAGUAUUAUAAAGAUGUUUCCAGAACAUAAAUUACAGUUUCGAGUUUUUUGUUUGCUAGAAGGUUCUAUCUCACAAACCUGGUGGGCUCAACGAGUUGUAGACUUCUCAAGACCUGAACCAGUGCAUAAUUUACGAGUCGUCGAAGCGUACACUGACGAAUUUUACGUUUCGAGGAUAACAAUCGAAUGGAAUUGGCUGACCAAACAUGACUUUGACAGCUAUCGCAUUCUUGUUUCAUAUGCGAAAGGGAAGAUUACUAACCAGCCCGAGGAGAUAGAAGUGGAGAAUGCUGAGCCGAUAACAAUUGAAAAAUUAGAUCCAAGUCAAUUGUAUGUUAUAACAGUCAAGAAUAUCAGUCGUGAGCUUGGAAUUUCUAGUCAAGUUAGGGGGAUUCGACAGAUUACACCGCCAGUAAUUACAUCAACAUUAUAUCCGGGGCAAAUUUCUUCAACAGCAAUAAACAUCAACUUUGGUGAAUCAGAUCCAGAACACGUCUUUGAUCAUUAUGAGCUUACCUUUAGUGGCAACUCCAAAAAUAUCAGCAAAGUUCUCGAAAAAGAUGGCGAAAAAUCGUUUACUUUUACUCGGCUCAUUCCCGGAAAAACAUACGACUUUGAAUUGUACACUAUUUAUCAGGGCAUUAAAAGUCGACCGGUCAUUGCCAAUAUUACUACAUAUCCGCUAAAAGUGGACAAGUUGUAUCCGGUUGUUGGCAAGGAUUACGUUGUUUUGUACUGGGAUGUGCAAAACUUUGUAAACAGCAAUUGCCGUUUUCGUCUUAGCUAUACUGGAACGUCAAAUUCGGGCCAUCAAAGUUCUGAAACAGUUGAGCUGAACAACACGAGUAAGUACCGAUUUGAUGGUCUUGAAAGCGAAACGUAUUAUACAUUCACAAUUACGGUCAUCAUGGGAGUUGGCGAUGCAAAAGCUGAAUCUGAGUCGGAGAUGGUUACUGUUGGUAUCAGCGGAGCUGGUCGAUCGGUACCAGUGGUACAACGAUAUGGUACUCGUGAACUUGCUGUUACGUUUGAAAACGACCAGAAUGCAUUCGCAGAUACAAAUGGAGUUAUAGACAACUACGCUGUGAUAGUAACGGAGGAUAUUAAGUUGGAAGGAGACGAUUAUGAGUUAAAGUCUUGGUUUGAAGUACGCGAAGAGGAACAUUGGCCUCCGUAUCGAGCAUCGCCGUCUGAUUACAAUCCAUUCAAAAAGCAGCAUUCUAAACCGGUAACGUUCAUCGUUGGAGCGGAAGACUGCGAAAGAAGACGACUUGAUGAACAGUACUGUAACGGGAUGUUAAGAGCAAAUGUCGACUAUUUUGUCAAAAUUCGCUCUUAUUCAGUUUCAAAUAUUGCUAUGGAAACUGAAUGGACGUCAGUUAACGGAGUUGUAGGCUCUAACGAGGAGUCUGGAGAUGGAGGACGUCGAUUACCUUGUCAUAUGUAUUUGAACGGUUGCCCGCGUAAGAAUCGUGCUUCUAAAUUUGCUGUGACAUAUUUGCAACUGUUCAUGUCGAUGUUUCUAUAUUUUUUGCAUUCAACACUGUUACGCUGUUGA
Molecule: messenger RNA, 2550 nt
Organism: Enterobius vermicularis (human pinworm)
Lineage: Eukaryota; Metazoa; Nematoda; Chromadorea; Rhabditida; Oxyuridae
Source: the annotation of a GenBank genome assembly